Messenger RNA from Erinaceus europaeus (western European hedgehog), 1100 nucleotides. It is a transcript of the gene TMEM252, whose product is annotated as transmembrane protein 252. The record is from RefSeq and is a predicted model, not a curated record. Lineage: Eukaryota; Metazoa; Chordata; Mammalia; Eulipotyphla; Erinaceidae. The transcript has 2 exons. The coding region runs from base 47 to 559 and encodes 170 amino acids.
GGGGCAGGGGCAGGGCAGGCAAGGGCUCGGCUGCAGAGGAGCCAGGAUGCAGAGAAGAAGUAGCCCCUUCCUGGGUGCCCUGGCCCUCCUUCUGGGCUUCCUUAUGGUCUGCCUGGGGGCCUUCCUCAUCUCCUCAGGCUCGCUGCUCAGCUAUGGGGAGAACACCAUCUUGUCCUAUUGUCUCCUGCCGCUGGGGUUUCUCAUCCUUCUGAGUGGGAUUUUCUGGAGCACCUACCAGCAGGCGAGAGCAAGCAAAGGGAUGUUUACUCAUGUGCUUGGGCGGCCCCUUGCUCUCAGGACGGCCUCAAUCCCUGCUACAGUGGAUAGGCCAGACUUCUACCCUCCAGCUUAUGGAGAAAGCCUGGAUUCUGAGAAGCAGGCCUGCCCUGGGCAGGAAGCGGCCCCUGCUGGUCCUCCACCACUGUACGCAGAGCAGAGCCUUGAACUUGAGGAUGAAAGCCAUGCCAGUUCUGAGGCCCCACCAUCCUACGAAGAGUCAGUGGGUGGCAGGACAAUGCAGGCAGUCAUGUGGCCUGUGGACACUGAGAGGCAGAGCUGAGAGGGCUGAGGCAGGCCUGACUCCAGCACAACCGAUGCCCCCUCUGGGACCUGGAUGCAAAAAAUAAAGUGUAGGCAAGAAACUGUGGGAGCAGAAGCCACAUGGGGGACCAUGCCUGAGAGCUCACUGACACUGUGAGUGACCACAACUCCACGGAUGUGCUAGGUCUGCAAGAUCUAGGCAAGUUCCUAGCCCAAAGGUAUAGUCUGCACCUCCUGAACAUAUGCAAGGAUUUGAGUUCAUACAAACCUAGGCAGGCCUUUGAGCUGCCAAAGAGGCCCGAGAGCUCUGCCCUGAACAGUCUCUUUACUAUCGAUACCUCAGGAAUUGCACUGUGCCUGGAAUGUGUCUCCACAUGGAACACAGGUGAAGAGCCACGCAUUUUCAGACUUGAGACACUGAUUUGAAAUCCCAGUUUUUAUCCUUUUAUUCUCCUCUUUAGCUUUUCUUAUUUCUUUAUUGGGGAGUUAAUGGUUUACAUUCGACAGUGAAUACAAUAGUUUGUACAUGCAUAACAUUCCCCAGUUUUCCAUAUAACAAU